Messenger RNA from Magallana angulata, 706 nucleotides. RefSeq lists its product as uncharacterized. Bases 95 to 706 code for a protein of 203 amino acids. The record is from RefSeq and is a predicted model, not a curated record. The transcript has 5 exons. NCBI's taxonomy places the organism in Eukaryota, Metazoa, Mollusca, Bivalvia, Ostreida, Ostreidae.
GCCAUGGCGGUUUUCAGUGGCGAAUACCAUGAACGUGCGCUUGUUGGGAACUUCGAAGAGGAAGGGGAGCACAUGACUCGUCGCCUGACCAGACAUGACUGGAUUUCAGAACACAGAUGACGAGGCUGUCAGAAAAACUUUGAAGAUGAUAUUUGAGGGUCGUAUUAGAGAUGGCACUAAAUUGAAUGUCGAAGGUCAAAGUCGAAGAAAUUUGCCUGGCAUUGUGAAACAUCUUUUUUCUAGGAAUGAUAAUGAAACCAACACUAAAGUUGAUAGAAUUAUCUUUAUUGCAUCUGCAAAAUCUGAGAACUUACCAGAGGAACUGAUCAAAUCUGUGAGAUUCCUAGCCUUGGAGGGAAGUAGAGAUAUUCCCAUAUUUGGUGUUUUAACCCAUGCUGAUGAAAUAGAUAUCAGCGAUCCAGAAUUUUGUAAAUUCGAGAAAAAGUUCAUGGAUAGCCUAGGACUAUCACAAAUGCGCUACUUACGUUGUACCAAUUACUGCAGUAAUUUCCCUGUAGACAACGACGAACGGAAUCCCGAUGUGGAAGUACCUGUGAUUAAGUUCCUUAUACAGGUUCUUGAUCCUGCUCGAGAAGUUUAUGAAGAGAAAACGAACUUAUCUGACAUUGUAUACAGACUAAUGAAUAUAAGGUUUAAAACUAUAGCAGUCUGCAUGUUGCAUAUAUUUUUAGCUCACCUGAGCUGA